Hydatigera taeniaeformis is the source of this 897-nucleotide messenger RNA. NCBI's taxonomy places the organism in Eukaryota, Metazoa, Platyhelminthes, Cestoda, Cyclophyllidea, Taeniidae. The record is from the annotation of a GenBank genome assembly.
AUGAGCAACGUAAUUGCAUUCAAUAAUCCUGGUCUGGGUAUCUCUUGGACACCGCCUCAACCAUCGCAGUCCCAGCUGCUUUCUCAACAACUACAACAGCAGCACUUAUCGACUCGGCAAUGCAUGGAUGGUGUAUUCCUGGCUUCCACGCCGGCGACUUCUGAUCCAUGUAGCAGUGGGUUUGUGAAUGACAUCGCUCGGGAAGGCGAUGCUGUGGGGGCACCCUCUUCCGAUGACAACACUCCUUUUCAGUCUGUCUCCGGUAUCAGUGCUGAAAGUCGCUCACCCAAAGCCAUUGUUUCUCUGACUUCCACGCUGUACUCUUCUUACCCAAACAGGAUCCGACACAAAUCAGCUGGUGAAAGAAGUUUGGAUAAUGGUACCUCUAAAUCCGAAGUCAAAUCGAUGCAGAAUACGAAUGCCGUCAUCACCUCGAGGAAAUCCUCACAAAAACAAAAAAACUCUCACGCUGUUGGUAAAUCUGAGGGCGUAGACGGUAACAAUGACAGUCAGCAGUCUCAACGUGCCGUCUCUCAAUCAGGCUGUUCUAGCUGUUCAACGUCGUCAGGAUCUGGCGGCGGGUGUGCUUUGUCUAGCGAAUCUCUUCAGUUCAACUCCGGCUCCGCGGGAGGUCGAAGAUUGGCCUCAGCUCCGGAGCAACCACAAUCAUCUACUGCGAAACCUACAAAAAGUUGUUGGAUAGAGAAGGCAGCGACAUUGGUAAGGACUUCAGCCAAAGUCGAGGUGACCAAGUCGGUUAAGCAGUCACCUUUACCCGCCGUCUCACCCUCGAGUGGUGUUGGUGGAAAGCCGGCAGCAUCAAACAGUUCACCGGCGACUCCACUUAAAUGGGCUUCGCAGGUUCGAUGGGUCGCUAUUUUUGGUUUUUUUCCUUGA